GUUGGGAAGCAGAGGCAAGCAGACAUCUGGUCUAGGCCAGCGUGACCAGAUAAAAAGAGUUCCGGCUCUUCUUUGCCUGCUUGCAAGCACAUCUGUUGGAACCUACUUCUACAGCAGAGCAGCGGAACCAACCAGGUUCGUGGGACCGAGCAACUACCGACUAGAUUCUUGGACUUUCCCUUCACAGCUGACCUUUCUUGCAGCAGUUGGACUACAGACUGUUUUAUCCGAACUCCCAACCCCACCCCCUGCCUGCAGUAAUGGGACGAAGGAAGUCCAAGCGAAAGCCGCCCCCCAAGAAGAUGACAGGCACCCUGGAGACCGAGUUCACCUGCCCUUUCUGCAACCAUGACAAGUCUUGUGAAGUGAAAAUGGACCGUGGUCGAAAGACUGGAAUCAUCUCCUGUACGGUGUGCCUAGAGGAAUUCCAGACCCUCAUCACACACCUGUCAGAACCAGUGGAUGUGUACAGCGAAUGGAUAGAUGCCUGUGAGGCAGCCAAUUAGUAGCGAUGUCAAGGACGGGCUCCUCCCCAGCCGCCAUCUGGCUACCAAUCCGGAAGUUCCAGGACUCCAGGGUAUAGGUCCAGGACUGGGACAGCCCGCCCUCAGUGUGGAUAGAGUGGGUGUGAAUGAGGAGUUGUGCACAACUGCAGAUGUGAUUGUAGCGAUGGAGGCGAGCGAUUGCACCAAGCCGCCCAUGGUGGCCUCACAGAACCCAACACCUCAAGUGCCUCUGAAAGCUUUGAGUUGCUCUGGUCUUCAGCCACGACCUUGCAUACAAGCUUGAGGUUCCUGUCUUCUCCAGUGACGGUUCCUGGCAUCCCAGGCAAGGAACAGCUGUGGGACUACAAGUCUCCUCAGACACCACACCAGCACCUUCCCCAGAAAA
Messenger RNA from Mus musculus (house mouse), 891 nucleotides. Its product is annotated as predicted gene, 36718. The coding region runs from base 261 to 506 and encodes 81 amino acids. Lineage: Eukaryota; Metazoa; Chordata; Mammalia; Rodentia; Muridae. The transcript has a single exon. The record is from RefSeq and is marked validated.